AUGCGCCCCGCCGUCCGUCUCCUUGCCUCCGUCGCCCGCGCCAACACCCUCUACUCCGAAGCCGGCCUCCCUACCGGCCUCACCGGACUCCUCACACACUACUCGCCGCGCAGCACGCUCUUAUACCUCUACAGCACCACUCUCGACAAGCUCCAGGCCUUCCCGGAACACAGUGUCUACCGACAGUCCACAGAAGCCUUGACCCGCCACCGCAUGAGCAUCGUCGAGAAUGUCAGACCUUCCGGCCUCAGCGAAUGGCAACAAAGAGUCGCGCCUUUGGUAGACCAGCAUCCUGAAGCUUUCAAGAAGGUCAAGACCAGUGACGGCGGGAAGGGAGAGGAGUACAAUAUCAUCUACCACGCUCCACCUCCAUCGUCGAGUUUCAAGACCGAGGACGACGCCAUCAAUGCUGGUUACAAGGCGAAGCCGCAGCCGGAAGGACCACAGGAGCAAGCUGCUGUCGCGGAUCGAGGAGAGCAGCUGGAGAAGGAUCCGCAUGGAGAGACUGUGAGGGAGCUGCGGGUGGAGGCGGAGCCGGCCUUGACGAUGGAGCAGAUCAGCGAGGUGGAGCAGAAGAUUGGAUCGGGGUUGAUCGAGGAGAUUAUCGCUGUGGCGGAGGGUGAGAGGGCGCUGGCGGAGAGGAUGGCGGAGUCUAAGGUUUGGGAAGACCUUGAGGAGAAGCCUCAAGAAGGCCAAUGGCUCUACAACGAGCGGCAGACUGCAUGA
Molecule: messenger RNA, 726 nt
Organism: Saxophila tyrrhenica
Lineage: Eukaryota; Fungi; Ascomycota; Dothideomycetes; Mycosphaerellales; Extremaceae
Exons: 2
Coding region: 1-726 (241 amino acids)
Biological process (GO): respiratory electron transport chain
Source: RefSeq, a predicted model, not a curated record